Setaria italica (foxtail millet) is the source of this 1279-nucleotide messenger RNA. RefSeq names its product HD domain-containing protein 2 homolog. The record is from RefSeq and is a predicted model, not a curated record. Gene Ontology annotation, molecular function: 5'-deoxynucleotidase activity. The coding region runs from base 138 to 917 and encodes 259 amino acids. The transcript has 8 exons. Lineage: Eukaryota; Viridiplantae; Streptophyta; Magnoliopsida; Poales; Poaceae. Gene Ontology annotation, cellular component: cytoplasm.
CGUCUGCCUGUUUCUACACCUGUUUCCCCGGAAACAGGAGAGCCGCAGAGCAAAACAGGGAGGCAGAGCCGCCGCCGUUGAUCCCUGUCCUUUCCGAUCCAGAACCCAAGCCUCCCCGUCUACCGGAGCUCUCCCAGAUGGCGGUGAGCUCGCGGGUGCCCUCCCAACCCGCGGCGCGGGGCCUCCUGCGCCGCACCCCGCCGCGCAUCCUCCCCGUCGAGCGCGCGCCGCGCCGCCUCGCCCUGGGCGUCCGCGCCGUCUCCGGGGGCCCCGGGCCGGGUGGAUCGCCCGUUCCCAGGCGGUCCCCGGCUCCGGCGGACGCCGCGGCCGUGGCGCCGACCUCCGCGCCGUCGUCGGCCGCCUCGGCCAUCGAUUUCCUCACCCUCUGUCAUCGCCUCAAGACCACUAAAAGGAAAGGAUGGAUAAAUCAUAGCAUCAAGGGGCCUGAGUCUAUUGCUGAUCACAUGUACCGUAUGGCCUUAAUGGCUCUGAUUGCUGGUGACCUGCCUGCUGUGGAUCGAGAAAGGUGCAUCAAAAUUGCUAUUGUGCAUGACAUUGCUGAAGCUAUUGUUGGUGACAUUACCCCAUCGGAUGGUAUACCUAAGGCUGAAAAAAGUCGGCGUGAACAAGCUGCUCUGGAUGAAAUGUGUGAAGUUCUUGGUGGUGGUCCAAUAGCUGAUGAGAUUAAGGAACUGUGGGAAGAAUAUGAAAACAAUUCUUCUAUUGAAGCCAAUCUUGUGAAAGAUUUUGAUAAAGUGGAAAUGAUUCUUCAAGCGUUAGAAUAUGAGAAAGAACAUGGCAAAGUGCUAGAUGAAUUCUUUCUCUCCACUGCUGGCAAGUUCCAGACAGAGAUCGGUAAGAGCUGGGCUGCUGAAGUAAAUGCCAGGAGAAAGGAGGGAUGCGGGAAGCAGAAGUAGGAGCUUCUGAUCGCCUUCAUAGAACUUUCACGGAUACAUGUCGUCGCGAUGAGGGGUGGUGUGACCAACUGGUGACUGGAGAGUUUAAAACCCCCCCCGAGUCACUCUCCAUAAGCCAACUUCAACAGUGGCACCUAACUGAUUACCAUGGCAGUCCAGCUUUAGUAAGGAAUAACGGGAGGGGUAUGGAGGAAAAAUCUACCAAUGUUAGUUUGGUUAGAGCUGAAAUGUCCGAAAUUGCAAGACUUGUGGUAGCAACAGUGUAAUGUUUCGUUCUAGCUUGGGAUCCAGCGAGGGAUAAUAUACGUUUUUUUGGUUAACCCAGGGAAUAAUGAAAAGGUGAUGGUGUUUGCCCCUUCCCA